Molecule: messenger RNA, 1798 nt
Organism: Toxotes jaculatrix (banded archerfish)
Lineage: Eukaryota; Metazoa; Chordata; Actinopteri; Toxotidae
Product: limbic system-associated membrane protein-like
Exons: 8
Coding region: 92-1282 (396 amino acids)
Biological process (GO): cell surface receptor signaling pathway
Molecular function (GO): transmembrane signaling receptor activity
Source: RefSeq, a predicted model, not a curated record
CUGUGAUAGUCGACAGUCGAAGCUCCUCUUAAGAGAUAAAGAACAACAGAGGAGUUGCACAUCUGAUUUUGGACAUUAAAUCCUCAACAGAAUGAACAUCGUCCUUAUCUCCGCACUGCUGGGUGUUGCCACACUUGUUCUCCAAGUUGCUGCAGUUGAAGAGUGUCGAGUGGCCCAUGUAUCUGUGAGGCCCCCGGGGUCAAACAUCUACCUCGGCGAGUCUGUGUUGCUGCAGUGUACAGUGGAGUCACAUUCCACUUAUGUGAAGCGCUACCAGUGGUACAGGUGGUCCCAACCACACACUGCUCUGAACCCCAGGCACCUGGUCUCCGGUGACAGCUACUUCAUCACUGCAGUAACAAGGGAGGACGCGGGCGAGUACUCAUGCCAAGCCGAGUGUUGGGAGAACAAAACCAGGGUGAAAACCCAACCGGUCGCACUGAGUGUGUCAGAACUGGUUCCUCCCUCUCUGUCUCUGACUCCCAACACCAGACAGAUGCUCACAGGGGAGAAUUUCACCGUGCAGUGCCCCACUUCUGAGACGAACUCCUCGGGUUGGAAGCUGAAACAUUUCUCUUCAGACCGUACAGACAGGACCAAAGCCGUCAGAGGCCACAAUUCCCCACCAGGGGGUGGUGUCAACACGGACAAGUCUGAAGCACUCGUUUUCAAUGCUACAAGGGAGGACAGCGGACUGUACUGGUGUGAGCACACUGAGGGCCGCAGCAGUGCAGUCAGCAUCACAGUAAGCUAUGGCAACAUCAUUCUGAAGACUCCGGCCUUCCCUGUGUUUACGGGCAGUGAAGUUGUCUUGUAUUGUCAGCACCGGACAGGAAACCACAGUAAAAUAACCUUCUUUAAAAACGGAGCAGAAAUUGACACUUCCAGUUCUUCCAGUUCAGACGGAAUAAUAAAGAUGACUAUUAAGAAUGUGACACAGGAAGAUGAAGGCCUCUACAAGUGUGCAUCCCAGGACAGAAAGCUGGAGAGUCCAGGGAGCUGGUUGUCAGUGAGACCUGACAGACCUGACAGAGGUUCCUGGAAAUGGAUCGUUGUUUCAUUUGGGGUUGUACUUCUGCUCCUCGUUCCUCUCACUGUUUGGCUUCUUUGGCACUACAGGUCUCAGUGGUUUUGCACUCGUAGCUGCUGGCCGUUUUCCAAACUGGAUGCGCCAGCAGAGGUGCUUCCUGCGACCAAGCAGGAUGUGACAGAAGUACAGUGGGACCUGUCCUGGAUGGAGAUGUCCAGUCUGCUCGAUAAGCAGUUAUAUCCUGGCACUUAAAGGAUCCCUCUCACCUGAAGCAUACCGAAAGUUUUUGAGGGUCACAUGUCAAAAAGGUCCAGGUUCCAAUUCUGCUUAUGAUUUAUAAAGAUGCCUCUGUUUGCUGAUGGUACAAAUCAUAUAGAUUCACACAAGAUUUUAGUACACUAAUACAAACAGGUCCAGCACAGAUAUUUAUAAAUAAAUCUUCUUUCCACUCUAUUGUAUUUAAAUUUUUUUAAUUCUCAGACUGACACAAAACAACCACAUACAGACAAAACAAGUACAAAGAGACAAAAAACAACCACAAAGAAAACUAGAAUUACCGGCUUGCAUUUUGUGUCUGCCAACCAGUCAAGUUUCAGUUUACAUCCAUGUCUGUUCAGACUCAUGUAAUAUAUUUCGUGACAACUUUAAAGGAACUUACUAAAAGGUUUUACGUGUAUGUCUUUGGGGAAAAGGAAGUUAUCACUACAUUAACAUAUGAUUCCAGUGAAUGAUCUAAUAUGUGAUACAGGGAUAUAAAAAUAAAAUUGA